UCUGCCUGCGGACCCCGCACGAUGGAGGCUGGCUCCGUGGUACGAGCGGUCUUUGACUUCUGUCCCAGCGUCUCUGAGGAGCUGCCCCUGUUUGUGGGAGAUGUCAUCGAGGUCCUGGCUGUGGUGGACGAGUUCUGGCUCCUUGGCAAAAAGGAAGGCGUCACAGGGCAGUUUCCUAGCAGCUUUGUGGAACCUGUGGAUAUUCCUGCUUUGAAGCAGGGAGAAAAGCUGUUUGUUUGUACCAGUGACUUCACAUCUCAAGAGCCAGGAAGCUUGUCAUUGCAGAGAGGAGACCUGGUGAUCCUGGGGGGCUCCCUGGCCUCCAGCUGGCUCCAGGGCCGAAGCAGCUGGGGUUCUAAGGGCUUUUUCCCCUCAUCAUGUGUGCGGGAACUGUGCCUUUCAUUUCGGAGCCAUCAGCUAUCCCAGAGUGCUCUCCUGGAGGUGCCUACCUACUCCCUGGGCCAAGCCCGAGCUCUGAUGGACCUCUCUGCCCAGCUAGAAGAGGAACUGGACUUCAGGGAAGGGGAUGUGAUCAACAUUGUUGGCAUCCCAGAGCCUGGCUGGUUCGAGGGAGAGCUCAGAGGCCGCAGGGGCAUCUUUCCAGAGGGCUUUGUGGAGCUGCUUAGUCCUUUAAGAACAGCAGGAACCUCAGAGGAUCCAGAGCCCACAGUACCAUGUGCCACCAAUGGAACAGUGGAGGUGCUCCCCAAGGAGGAAGAGAGCAGAGAAGAGGAGGGGCAGGAACCAGGGAGCACCUAUGGGGUUGCUCUCUAUCAAUUCCAAGCUCUGGAAUCCACGGAAUUGGAUUUUGAUGUUGGUGACAGGAUUCGUAUUGUAGGGAUUCUGGAGGAUGGCUGGCUGGAAGGGGAGCUGAGGGGAAAACGUGGCAUCUUUCCACACAGAUUUGUGAGGCUGGAAGCCUCCGAUUCCUGCAUGAAAAAGGGGAGUGCUGGGGAUCCACAGGCUGGAGGCAGCUCUGAAGUGACCAUCCAUCAAGACCCAGAAAGCACCUGCUCCAGAUCUCUACUUUUGCCAGAGGAAGAUGGCAGAGAAAAGGAGGAUGGCUCUGUUUUGCACUCAGUACCUGACCACAGUCAUUCUCAGACAGCAGGGACGGCAGAGAGUCCUCUAAGCAAAAACCUGGGAAAGAGUCAAGUCUUUCCUGACACAGAACUCCAAGGGCCACUUCCCAAAGACACAGCAGACUCCGUCCACUUGUCCUGCACAAACACUGUCAACGGCCUCCCCUCUGCUCCGCUGCAUCCCCUGCAGAGCAGCGGACCUGGCCAAGCAGAUGUUGCGGAGCCUUGCGGGACCAUAUCAACCUCCACAAGGAAUUCAGGAACUCAUGAGCUGCCUGAACAUGGUGGAGACGGUCCCACUGUGCCCUCACAAUCUUCCUGCUCACCCACAGAUGCCUGUAGGGGGAAGGUGAUCCCUGCUAACAGCUGGGCAGCAUCAGAGCCCAAGGAGAGCCAGAGCAGUGCCCAGGACCUUGACAUUUGGAUGGACAGUCAACAGGAGAAGCCCAAAUCCUGUUCCUCCAGCUCGGGCGAUGCCCACGUGGGCCUAGAUACAUGGCCUGGGAGCUGGGGGGAAUGCGCCCCGCUUGCGGUGCCGGGAGAUGCCUGCACAGACCUCGACUCCAAACUGACCGAGCAGCUGGCCCAGUUUGAGAAGAGCCUGUCAGGUGCCGGCGGCGAGCAGGACAAGGUGUGCCGCCACUUCUCCAUCCUGGACUACAGCUCUGAGAAGGACAUCGUUCGCGGCUCUCCCGAGUGUGCCCCUCGCUCCCAGCAGCCAGAGAGGAGGAAGGUGCUGAGGCCGCCGCCUCCUCGGCCCGGCACCCUUGCGACGAGCGCCGGGGCGCUGCCGGCGGGCCGGGGUCCCAGGGGCAGGUCCCUGUCGUUCUCGGUGAAGCCGUCCCGGCCUGCGCCGCGGCCUCCGCCGGGCAGCCAGCGGAGGAGCGCGGCCCCGCAGCCCAGCAGGCAGGAGCAGCGCGUGGACGAAGGCCGCGGGGAGCCGCCGUGGGCAGUGGUGGCCUCUCCCCGCUCCAUCCUGCUGACCAGGAUCCGAGAGGUGGAGCGAGACCUGGAGGCCUAUGGCAAGACCCGGGCUGAGCUGAGCUUGAUGCUGGAGGAGCCGCAGGAUGAGCUGGGGAGGGCGGAGACUCUGGAAAACCUUGAUUUCUGUGACUCCAACAUUGAGAGCCUCAGCGUGGAGCUGCAGGAGCUGAGAGAGAUGACCCUCCUCUCAUCCCAGACACCAUCCCUGGAUACUUCCUCGACUGCUACUGAGAGCCCAGAACAAAGGAUGCUGGAGAAGAGGUCCAAAGUUAUUGAGGAACUGCUCCAGACAGAGCGAGACUAUGUCCGAGACCUGGAGAUGUGUGUGGAGAGGAUCAUGGUGCCCCUGCAGCAGGCGCAGAUGCCAAAUAUAGACUUUGAAGGUCUUUUUGGAAACAUACAGAUGGUAAUCACCUUCUCCAAAGAGCUGUUGACAACCUUGGAGGCUUCAGAUGCCAUUGGGCCAGUAUUCCUGUCACGCCGUGCAGAGCUGGAGGCCGUCUACAAGGUGUAUUGUCAGAACCACGAUGAGGCCAUCGCACUUCUGGAAGCCUAUGAGAAGGAUGAGAAGAUUCAGAGAUUACUUCCGGACCUGCUGGAUAGCCUCAGGAGCCUGUACAGUGAGUGGGGCUGCACAAACUACAUUAACUUGGGCUCAUUCCUCAUCAAGCCAGUGCAAAGGGUGAUGCGGUACCCGCUGCUUCUGAUGGAGCUGCUGAAUGCCACCCCUGAGUCUCACCCUGACAAAGCCCCACUCACAGCUGCUGUCCUCGCAGUCAAGGAAAUCAACGUGAACAUCAACGAAUACAAGCGCCGGAAGGACCUGGUGCUAAAGUACCGGAAAGGGGAUGAGGACAGCCUCAUGGAAAAGAUCUCCAAGCUCAACUUCCAUUCCAUCAUCAAGAAAUCCAACCGUGUGAGCAGCCAUCUCAAGCAUCUCACAGGCUUUGCCCCCCAGCUGAAGGAUGAGGCCUUUGAGGAGACAGAGAAAAAUUUCCGGAUGCAGGAGCGGCUGAUCAAGUCCUUCAUCCGGGACCUUUCCCUCUACCUGCAGCACGUCCGGGAGUCAGCCUGCAUGAAGGCGCUGGCAGCGGUGAGCAUGCGGGACCUGUGCACAGAGAAAGGCGGUGGGGACCUGGACCAGUUCCAGAAAGUGAAUCGUCUCAUCAGUGACCAGCUCUUCUCCAGCUUUAAAGAGCGGACGGAGCGGCUAGUGACCUCACCCCUGAACCAGCUGCUGAGCAUGUUUGUGGGGCCACACAAGCUUGUGCAGAAGCGCUUCGACAAGCUCCUCGACUUCCACAACUGCACGGAGCGAGCGGAGAAGCUGAAGGACAAACGAACGCUGGAGGAGCUGCAGUCGGCCCGCAACAACUACGAGGCCCUCAACGCACAGCUGCUGGACGAGCUGCCCAAGUUCCAGCGCCUCGCCAAGGAGCUCUUUGCCAGCUGCCUGCAGGGCUAUGCCGAGGCUCACUGCGACUUCGUGCGCCUGGCCCUGGAGGAACUGAGGCCCUUGCUCUCGUUGCUGAAGGUGGCCGGCAGGGAGGGGAACCUCAUUGCCAUCUUCCAGGAAGAGCAUGCUCGAGUCCUCCAGCAGCUGCAGGCCUUCACCUUCUUCCCAGAGUCCCAGGCAGCUCCCAAGAAGCCCUUUGAGAGGAAGACUGUGGAGCGUCAGUCUGCUCGGCGGCAGCCUCUCAUUGGCUUGCCCAGCUACCUCCUGCAGUCAGAUGACAUCCGAGCUGCCCUGCUGGGCCGCUAUCCCCCAGACAGUCUCUUCCAGGCAGACCGCAAUUUCAAUGCUGCCCAAGACCUUGAUGUCUCGCUGCUGGAGGGAGACCUCGUGGGUGUCAUCAAGAAGAAAGACCCGAUGGGCAGCCAGAAUCGCUGGCUCAUAGACAACGGGGUGACCAAAGGCUUUGUGUACAGCUCCUUCCUGAAGCCCUACAACCCACGCCGCAGCCAGUCGGACGUCUCCGUGGGCAGUCACUCUUCCAACGAGUCUGAGCACAGCAGCACCUCUCCCCACACCACCACCACGCUGACCUUCAGCCCCAGCGGGGCAGCCGUGACCUUCACUCAGAAACCCCAGCAGGACUCUGCCUCCCCGGCAGACCUGUACCAGUCUCCGCAGUCCCCCUCGGAGAUGGACUCACCUUGCCAGCCCCAGCUUGGCUCUAGUGACAGGAUGGUGCCUCUGGAAGCUGGUACAGUGACGUCUCAGCGCCGCCACAGCCGCCCUGAGCCGGGCGGUGGCCCCAGCCCUCGCAACAGACACCCCACCAAAGCACAUCUCAGGCCUGCGCUCUCUGUGGAGGACAGAGACUCUGGGCUGGAGAGCAGCGAGUCAGAGGGCAACCAGGUCUACUACGCGCUCUACACUUUCAGAGGCCGAAACGCCAAUGAACUGAGUGUGUCAGCUAACCAGAGACUCAGGAUCCUGCAGUUUGAGGACAUCACAGGCAAUCGAGAGUGGUGGCUGGCCGAGGCGCACGGGAAGCAGGGCUACGUGCCCUCCAGCUACAUCCGAAAGACAGAGUACACAUAAGGGCAGGAGCCUGCACCCCGUGCCUUGUUCCUGCUGGGACAGCUGGGGCGCAGGGAGACUGGCCAGCCCUGUGGGGUGCCUCAGCCUGCCCUGCUCGCCCCGAGGGGUCCCGGCUGCGUCCCUCGCAGCCCCACAGUGCUCCCAAGCCCUGCUGCACUGGCUGCCAAGGGCAGGGUCAAGUUGCCUUCACCCUGGGCUGCUUGCUGGGUCCGGCUGGUAGCAGGUGAGCAUAAUGUGGGACUGUGAUGCAAGAGGAAAUAGCUUCACCGAGGCUGAAGAGCUGCUGUGGGUUUCAUGUGUGAAAGUCUGGUUUUGAGUUUCCAGGGUCUGCCCAAAGACAAAUAGUGUUAAAAGAAACCUGGGCCCUGUGAACAGGGUUUCUGUGGGCAUCUCGGCAGCAGGAGCCUGGUUGAGCCUGUCUGUGCAGGAUGGCAGAGUGGGGCAUGUUUGCUCAACCCGGAGUAGUUGCUGGGAGAAGUUCAGCUCCAAGACCCAGCAGCCCACAGCAGAGCCCCACACCGUGUUGCGUUUGCCUCCUUGGGCUCCCUGGACUGGGGCCUCUCCUGGCUCCCGGGCAGCAGCCGCCCUUGCGUCCCGGUCUCCCUGGUGAGCCGAAGGCCUCAAUACCAUCUUCGUUAGCACUGCAUCAUUUGCAGGGAAACACUGAGACAGGGCAGAAAGCAAAGAGCGGGCUCUGUCCUGCAGCCUGAUGUUGCUCAGGCUCUGAGCAGGACUCCGUCGUGCCUGCACUUGCUGCAGGGCUCCGGCAAUGGUGCUUGUGUUCUGGGAGGGCACCAAGGAGAUGCACUGCCCCAUGCUGGGGUGGUAUCUGCCCUCUGCUGCAUUGCCUUGG
Nothoprocta perdicaria is the source of this 5467-nucleotide messenger RNA. RefSeq names its product dynamin binding protein (gene DNMBP). The coding region runs from base 22 to 4614 and encodes 1530 amino acids. Gene Ontology annotation, biological process: intracellular signal transduction. Gene Ontology annotation, cellular component: cytoplasm. NCBI's taxonomy places the organism in Eukaryota, Metazoa, Chordata, Aves, Tinamiformes, Tinamidae. The transcript is spliced from 16 exons. The record is from RefSeq and is a predicted model, not a curated record. Gene Ontology annotation, molecular function: protein binding; guanyl-nucleotide exchange factor activity.